This is a messenger RNA of Varanus komodoensis (Komodo dragon), 2076 nucleotides long. RefSeq names its product potassium voltage-gated channel subfamily Q member 4 (gene KCNQ4). The record is from RefSeq and is a predicted model, not a curated record. Gene Ontology annotation, biological process: potassium ion transport; transmembrane transport. Bases 1 to 2076 code for a protein of 691 amino acids. The transcript has 14 exons. Gene Ontology annotation, cellular component: membrane. NCBI's taxonomy places the organism in Eukaryota, Metazoa, Chordata, Lepidosauria, Squamata, Varanidae. Gene Ontology annotation, molecular function: voltage-gated potassium channel activity.
AUGGCCGGCACCCGCGGCGGGGACCGCUCCGCGCUGCCUCAGGCCGCCCCCCCCGGCGGGGGCGAUGCGCAGCGGGAGGAGUUCGUGGCCCUCACCGCCGUGCAGACGGAGAAGAGCGAGCUGCCCACCCCCGGCAGCAGCCCCCGGCGCCUCGGGCUCCUCGGGACUCCCCUGCCGGCGCCGCGCGGGGGCUCGGGGACCCGAUCCGCGUCGCACAAGCGCUACCGGCGGCUUCAGAACUGCCUGUACAACGUGCUGGAGAGACCCCGCGGCUGGGCGUUCAUCUAUCACGCCUUCAUAUUUCUCCUGGUCUUCAGCUGUCUGGUCCUGUCUGUGUUUUCCACCAUCCCAGAGCAUCACAAAUUCGCCAACCAGUGGCUCUUCAUUCUGGAGUUCGUCAUGAUUGUGGUCUUCGGGCUGGAGUACAUCAUCCGCGUGUGGUCGGCGGGCUGCUGCUGUCGCUACAGAGGCUGGCAGGGCUGCUUUCGGUUUGCCCGGAAGCCCUUCUGCGUCAUAGAUUUCAUUGUCUUCAUUGCAUCUCUGGCCGUCAUCGCUGCCGGCACCCAGGGGAACAUCUUUGCUACCUCAGCACUGCGUAGUAUGCGCUUCUUGCAGAUCCUGCGCAUGGUGCGCAUGGACCGCCGUGGUGGCACCUGGAAACUCCUGGGCUCGGUGGUCUACGCCCACAGCAAGGAGCUAAUCACAGCCUGGUACAUUGGGUUCCUGGUCCUCAUCUUCGCCUCCUUCCUUGUCUACCUGGCAGAGAAAGAUGCCAACAAAGAUUUCCUCACCUAUGCAGACUCACUGUGGUGGGGCACGAUCACACUCACCACCAUUGGCUAUGGGGACAAGACCCCCCAGACAUGGCUGGGCCGGGUGCUGGCUGCCUGCUUCGCCCUGCUGGGCAUUUCCUUUUUCGCUCUGCCUGCGGGAAUUUUGGGUUCAGGCUUUGCUCUCAAGGUCCAAGAGCAACAUCGGCAGAAGCAUUUUGAGAAGAGACGGACACCAGCUGCCAACUUGAUCCAGGCUGCAUGGCGCCUCUACUCAACAGAUGUCAGCCGGGCCUACCUGACUGCCACCUGGUGUUAUUACGACAGCAUCUUGCCACAUUUUAGAGAACUGGUCCUUAUGUUUGACCACUUGCACCGAGCUCGCAACGGAGCGCUCAGGAACUCAGAGGUGAGGAAGUUCCCCGAUGGAGCUCCGCCGCCAUAUCACUCCUUCACCUCGGGCCUGAGAGCUGCCAGUCCUCCAUGUUGCUCGGGGGAAAGCAACAAAAUGGGCAUCAAGGACCGCAUCCGCCUGAACAGCUCCCAGAGGCAGGGCAGCCGGGGGAAGCAGCACCUGGCCCCGCCGCUCCGCCGCUCCCCCAGCACCGAGAACGUCAGUGAGGCCUCCAGCCCCACCAAGGUGCAGAAGAGCUGGAGCUUCAAUGACAGGACACGGUUCCGGGCCUCGCUGAGACUGAAGCCCCGGACACCAGUGGAGGACGGCCCCGCGGAGGACAGCAGUGAGGAGAAGGCCUACCAGUGUGACCUGACCCUCGAGGACAUCAUGCCUGCAGUGAAGACACUCAUCCGGGCCGUCAGAACCCUCAAAUUCCUGGUGGCCAAACGGAAGUUCAAGGAAACCCUACGUCCCUAUGACGUGAAGGACGUCAUCGAGCAAUACUCGGCUGGUCACCUGGACAUGCUUGGACGGAUCAAGAGCCUCCAGACACGCGUCGAUCAGAUUGUGGGUCGGGGAGCCAUCGCGGUGGACAAGAAGACUCGAGAGAAGGGCGAGAAGGCGUCCCUGGAGGUGGAGCUGGUGGAUGAGUUCAGUAUGAUGGGCCGAGUAGUCAAGGUGGAGAAGCAGGUGCAGUCCAUUGAACACAAGCUUGACCUGCUGCUGGGAGUCUACUCGCAGUGCUUGCGGAAGGGAUCCGUGAACUCCAUCAGCCUGACGGCCGUGCCAAUCCCUGCCGGGGAGCCUGACAUCACCUCUGACUACCACAGCCCCGUGGAGCACGAGGACAUCUCUGUCUCUGCCCAGACCCUGAACAUCUCCCGGUCGGCUAGUGCCAACAUGGACUAA